GACAUUGGUACAACAACUGUAAACCAUUGUUAGAAAGUGAAUUUUAUAAAAAGACAAGUUUUCAAUUUUGGAAUAUCGUCUGUUCUAUCUAUUGCCCACACGAGAUCUCACAGGCUUAUUAUUACUUUUUUUUUAAUCCAUCAUAUUGAGGAGUUAAAUAACCAAUUUAAGAAUUUUAGAAGAGGCUGAGAAAUUAUAUUUGAUUACAAUAUUUCAUAAAGAAAGUCAGUGACUGCUUUAGUACCGCCAAUUAUAACCUGGAAAGAAAACUGGUCAAUGAAAUUAAUAAUGGUACCUGAGAAGGGAUUAUACAAUAUUUUCAUUAUUCUCUCCCAAGAUGGUGAUUGGAAUUAUUUUCUUAUGAGUUCUUUAACAAACUGUCUAGUCAAAGAUAACCUUGAAGCCAAUUAGAUAAGAGCAAAGUAGGACACUGGUCUCGAUGUCAACAAAUCUUUGGACAGGUGUAAAGUUCACAUCUUUAGUGGACAUCACACAGAUUUUUAAACAAGUCUGAUAGUCAUUCCAUUACAGUAUGAUGAAGUUUAUAAUUAUAUCGGUGCUGUGCUUUCUUGCAGGAAAUGUGCAUGGCCAGCCUUCACUUUGUGCAAAAGAUUGCCCUGAGUUCUAUGAACCAAUAUGUGGAACUGAUGGAAGAACUUAUGGCAAUACAUGUGAGUUUCAGAUAGGAGUUUGUCUGAAUAAGCAACUUGGACAAUCAUUAGCUGUCUUAGGAUACAGUGAAUGCUAUAAACUCCCCACAACUACUAAAUCUGUUCCAACCUCUAGAAAGAUGACUUCUUCAAAGCCAAGUACUGCAGCAUCUACUACUCUUAAACUGACAGCCACACAAAAAACAGCAACCUCCCCCAAACCAAUAACUCACCCAAAACAAAAUGCAACCACUCCCAAACCAUCCACUUCACAGAAACCAACUACUACAAUCCUUCCAACAACCACCACCAGAAAACCACCUACAACCACCCCCAAACCAACAACUACUCUAAAACUAACAGUCACCCAAGAACCAACCACAAGCACCAUAAAACCAACAACUUCACAGGAACCAACCACAACCACCAUAAAACCAACCACAACUCUGAGACCAACCACUACCAAACCAACCACAUUCAAACUAACAACCUUAAAAGCAACCACUCCCAAGGCCACUAAACCUGCCACCCCAAAAGCCACAAAUCCGACCCUUACCCCAGUAGUGAACAAGGUAACCACUACAGCACAACGGGAUUGCUCUCACCAGCAUAGAUGUAUAUGGCCAAAUCGAGUGUGUGGAGAUGAUGGGAAAACAUAUUAUUGUGAGAGAAAUCUGAAUAUCAAAAACUGCAGAGAUGGCACCAAUGUAAAAGUAGUUGGGAAAGGUAAAUGCAGGGAAACGCCCACACCAAGUGUCUUCAAAAUGACCACUGCUCACAAGCUGACAACAACUCCAAAGCCCGACUUCAACCCUUGUUCUGCGCCUUGCUCUAAGGCCCACAAAGUGCACUGUGAUGAUCACGGCAAGAAAUACGGGAGCCAAUGUGAGAUGUACCAUACUUUUUGCCUAUCAAAAUUAGUUUGGUACUGGAAUCCAAAAGAAGUUGCUUGCAAGUUACCAGACUGGCUGGCAGCCAUCAUUGGUUAAAAAGUUCACUUUAGUUUUUAUGAUUAAUGCAUCCAAGAUUGUACUUUGGCAUGUAUCUAUUCAGUUUCAUGAAAGUAAAACUGUUCAUAGCAACCUGAUGCAAUGUUUUAUAUUUCCACCAUCCCUAGUGAAAUGAGAUAUCCUCAAAUGAGAUCAAUGACAAACAAAAUUAGGUUGAUUUUAUCAUGAUAUUUAUCAAAAGUUUUAGUUUAAUACACCCAAAGCUGUUUAUUCCUAGAAGAUAAGAAUGCCUGAAGAUAACUAGAAGAUUGGUCAUGUUUGAAACAUACCCAUGCUCAUUCUCCCUUAUAUCCCGUGAUUUUAUUUUGGAAGAAAUUCCAGUAUGUUUUCAAGACCACUCUGGUCUCAGAGAGCAAAGUUUUGCUAAGUGGGUGGGGUAGGAAUUUAAAACUGGGAUGGAAUAUUGCUUGGCUUUGUUUUAUUUUGCACAUUAUAUAUUGUUGAUUUUAAUUUAUAUUUAUUUACUGAAAUACAAGUUAAAUUAAUAUUCUAAAAAGUACCCAUUAUCACUCUAGCUAAAUGUACCUGUACAGAGCUAUCAGCACAUAGUACACAGAGCAGGCAAGAUUCCCAAAGAACAUAUGGGUUGAACUUCCUUUCUGCAGGGACUUGGGUGAUAAUUUAGUCUCUGAACUCCACUCCCACU
Lingula anatina is the source of this 2306-nucleotide messenger RNA. Its product is annotated as mucin-2-like. Lineage: Eukaryota; Metazoa; Brachiopoda; Lingulata; Lingulida; Lingulidae. The record is from RefSeq and is a predicted model, not a curated record.